Messenger RNA from Bipolaris victoriae FI3, 162 nucleotides. RefSeq lists its product as hypothetical. The record is from RefSeq and is a predicted model, not a curated record. The transcript has a single exon. Lineage: Eukaryota; Fungi; Ascomycota; Dothideomycetes; Pleosporales; Pleosporaceae. Bases 1 to 162 code for a protein of 53 amino acids.
AUGAACAAAUACAGAUUAACUACAAACACAGACUUAAAUAAAACUAUUGGUUUAUCUAAUGAAAACCUAGAUAAAAUAAUAAAAGCAAAACCUACUAUUAGACAUCUGGAGGAUGGUCGCCAAUUAGAUAUGGUAACUGGUAAAGCGGUUAAUAGACGUUGA